UUUCGAUGGAAUGGAACAUUUUAACGUCGCGGUUCUCUGCUUGCUUUAAAAACCCAAUAUCGUAAAUCAUGCGAAACGUGUAAGUGUUUUAAUAUUUGCAUUUAAACAAUCGUUGAAAACCAAAAUCACUUUUCGAUCGAUGUUAGCGUGCGUGUAGGGUGUUCUCGUUCCGUUUAUUUGUCUCGUUAAGAGAGGAAUCGUUUUUUACGCAUCGCGACUACCUGUGCAGUGUGUAAACAAACCAGAAUCCAACCAAUUUAGAUUGGAUCCGUGUGCUGCAUUCAAUUAGGUGUGGUCGUGUUGAUAGCUUAACGUAAACAUAGCCCCCCCUUCUCAUACCAUAUCACCGGCAUUAGUACGCUGGUGGGCAAAAUUAGAAGCCAUUUAUCAACAUAUGCUUCCACGCCGUUUGUGUGUGGGUAAGUGUGGCGCUUCGCAGUAACGCUAAGAAUAACACACCAAAGCGGCAAAGACACUCGCGGCGUAGCGGCACGCACUCAGCCGGCCGGCAUCGCAUGUUGUUGGAACGUUGUGUAUUUGUGAUCCGAAGCGUUCCAACAUCAUCGCGAUCGUUAUAGGCGCUAUCAUCUGCUUCGGUAGUCGUCGUGACAACAACGUUUGGCCUUGAGGUGGAAGCGUACAGCAGCAUUUGGAGCAUUGACCAUCGUGUCCCGGCUGCGGAUUAGUUCGGUGUCAAGCGUUCUAGCAAGCAGUGCAUCCAAGCAGGUUCUCCGUCUGUGGUUAGGUAUCGUACGUACGAAGCGGAACAAAAUGGCGAAUCCUAAUCAAGAGAUCAAAUACACCAAGCUCUUCAUCAACAACGAGUUUGUGGAUGCGAAGGGUGGCAAAACGUUCGUGACGCUCAAUCCCGCCACCGAGAAACCACUCGUAUCCGUCGCCGAAGGUGACAAGGAGGAUGUGGAGGUGGCCGUACGUGCCGCCAAGGCCGCAUUUGCCCGCUCGUCCACAUGGCGCCAGAUGGAUGCUUCGGGCCGUGGCCGACUCCUGAAUCGGCUUGCUGAUCUGAUGAUGCGCGACAUCGAUACGCUUGCGAAUCUGGAAUCGCUGGACAAUGGCAAAACGUUCGGUGACUCGGUGUUUGACAUUAAUUGCGCCAUCGAUACGUUCCGCUACUAUGCGGGCUGGGCGGACAAGAUCCACGGCAGUACGGUACCAUCGGAUGGACCGGUCCUGACGUACAUCCGCAAGGAACCGGUCGGUGUGGUCGGGCAAAUUAUUCCCUGGAACUAUCCGAUUCUGAUGCUGACCUGGAAGUGGGCACCGGCCUUGGCGGCCGGUUGCACUCUGGUGCUAAAACCGGCGGAACAGACACCACUCAGCGCACUGUAUAUGGCCGCCCUGUCGAAGGAGGCCGGAUUUCCGGAUGGUGUGAUUAACGUCGUGAACGGGUUUGGACCGACGGUUGGGGCAGCGAUCGUAGCCCACCCGGACAUCCGCAAGGUGGCGUUCACUGGGUCGGUCGAGACGGGUCGCAUCAUCCUGAAUGGAGCGUCCACUUCUAACCUGAAGAAGGUUUCGCUGGAGCUCGGUGGCAAGAGUCCGUUGGUAAUCUUCAACGAUGCUGAUCUUGACGAAGCGGUAGAAAUUGCACAUAAUGCGAUCUUCGCCAACCAUGGACAGAACUGCUGUGCCGGAAGCCGUACAUUCGUGCAGGAGGGCAUUUACGAUGCGUUCGUUGCCAAAGCUGCUGAAAUGGCCCGGCAGCGCAAGGUGGGCGAAGCGUUCCAGGAAGGUGUCCAACAGGGUCCCCAGGUGGACGAGGAACAGUUCAAAAAGAUACUGGGCUACAUCGCAUCCGGCCAGUCAGAGGGUGCACAGCUGCAGGCCGGUGGUAAACGUGCCGGUACCGUCGGCUACUUCGUCGAACCGACCGUCUUCUCCAACGUCACCGAUGAGAUGAAGAUUGCGCGCGAAGAAAUCUUCGGCCCGGUGCAGAGCAUCCUGAAGUUCAGCACGCUGGAGGAAGUGAUCGAGCGGGCAAACAGUACCGAGUACGGGCUGGCGGCAGGUGUCGUCACGAAGGACAUCAACACUGCCAUCACCUUUACGAACGCGGUCGAGGCCGGUUCCGUGUGGGUUAACUGCUACGACUAUGUGGUCCCGACGACACCGUUCGGUGGCUACAAACAAUCCGGAAGCGGCCGCGAACUCGGCUACAGCGGUAUUGAGCUGUAUCUGGAAACUAAAUCCGUCACGAUCAAGCUACCGUCGAAGGUGUGAACAGGAAUUGCGGUGCGUGUUCAUCUUCUGGAUUGAGAAAAAAAAUAAACUAACCAAGUCUGAAGUCUUUUAAAAUUUCCAUUUCUA
This is a messenger RNA of Anopheles funestus (African malaria mosquito), 2328 nucleotides long. RefSeq names its product aldehyde dehydrogenase X, mitochondrial-like. NCBI's taxonomy places the organism in Eukaryota, Metazoa, Arthropoda, Insecta, Diptera, Culicidae. Bases 772 to 2241 code for a protein of 489 amino acids. Gene Ontology annotation, molecular function: aldehyde dehydrogenase (NAD+) activity. The record is from RefSeq and is a predicted model, not a curated record. The transcript is spliced from 4 exons.